Messenger RNA from Girardinichthys multiradiatus, 4134 nucleotides. It is a transcript of the gene ptgir, whose product is annotated as prostaglandin I2 receptor. Bases 375 to 1448 code for a protein of 357 amino acids. The record is from RefSeq and is a predicted model, not a curated record. Gene Ontology annotation, biological process: inflammatory response; positive regulation of cytosolic calcium ion concentration; negative regulation of smooth muscle cell proliferation. The transcript is spliced from 3 exons. Gene Ontology annotation, molecular function: prostacyclin receptor activity; thromboxane receptor activity. Lineage: Eukaryota; Metazoa; Chordata; Actinopteri; Cyprinodontiformes; Goodeidae. Gene Ontology annotation, cellular component: plasma membrane.
UAAGUCAGAGCGGAUAUGCCGACAGCGCUACUUUUAAACUCCGUAUCUAAGGAUUUUCUCUUAUUUUUUUCCUCUGAGUGAAACAAAAACUGGACCGCCAGUGCUGGAAAAUGAGAAGGUUAGGGAGAGGAAAAAGGUGAAACUUGUUCAUAGUUUUUUUCAAGUAUUGCUACGCCGGUUAGAGGAACUGCAAGAAAUGAAUGGGAUGAAGCUGUGAGGGUUUAGUACAAGGCAGCAUCAUGCACUUUUCUAUGCAUCAUCGUUAUGUGCCGUACGAAGUCAUUGUUUCAAGAAAACAGGAUUUUCACUUGUCUGGAAAUCUUGACUCUUCUCAUUAAACCCUGUCGUGGUAGAAAAUUCCCCUCUGACAAAACAUGAACGACAGCUUUGUUCCAAACACAUCAUGCCACAACACCCCCUCUAUUAUGGGCUAUUCUGGCAAACCAACAACAAGCAUCAUCAUGUUUUUGGCUGCAGUGGGGGGAAACCUGCUGGCUCUCUUCAUCCUCGGAGUGCACCAGAAGGAGCACCACUCCAGGUCCUCAGUCUUCUGCAUCCUGGUGACAGGACUGGCCCUCACUGACCUCCUGGGAACCUGCCUGCUCAGCCCACCUGUGUUCCUCUGCUAUUCCCAGAACACGUCCUUGAUAAGUCUGGGUGGUGAUAGACUGUGCAACCUGUUUGGAUUUGCGGUGAGCUUCUUCGGGUUGGCGCCCACUCUCAUCCUGUGCGCCAUGGCCCUGGAGCGCUGCUUGGCCAUCAGCCAUCCGUACUUUUACGCGGUGCACAUCCGCCGCAGCUUUGCUAAAUUCACCCUUUUCUUUAUUUACCUAUUCUCUUUGGCCUUCUGUCUCUUACCGUAUGGCGGGUAUGGUAAGUUCAGGCAGUACUGCCCAGGGACGUGGUGCUUUGUGGAUAUGGAUGCCACCGGGGAUGACCGUGCCAACUUGGUGCUGGCCUUCUCUCUGUCCUACUCAUCGCUCAUGGCACUGCUGAUCUUCAUCGUGUUCGUCUGCAACGGCUCAGUGAUUGUUAGCCUGUGCCAAAUGCACCAGAACCACAUGGUGCGCCGUGGCUCCGUGGUGUCGGUGGCACGGAAGAAAAGGCUGAGCUUGGCCUGGUUCGGACGUGGAGAAGAGGAGAUGGACCACUUGGUGCUGUUGGCGCUUAUCACUGUCAUCUUCGUGGUGUGCUCCCUGCCUCUAACCAUUGCUGGCUUUAUCAAUGCCAUUCAUCCAUUUUCUGGAGACAAAGAAAACUUGGCAGCUUUCCGCUUUUACGCUCUCAACCCCAUCGUGGAUCCCUGGGUCUUCAUCAUCUGCCGUAAGUCUGUGUUUCGUCACCUUUGCUCUCUGCUGAGCUGCCGGUUCGGCAAAGGAGCCAUGAAGACAACGGCACACUGUGCUUUGUCUUUACCGCUUGAUAACACCAUACCCCGCAACCCUUGAACUUACUGACAAAAAUGACUCUUUACCACAACCCAGAGCCUUAGCUGGGAAUGAUGAAGGACUCCAGGCAGAGACUGUCCUGUCUGAAAAAUUGUUUAACAAAUCUCUGAAAUGAAAGGGAUCUCGAAUGUACAGUUUGUAUUGAAAGAGAAAUGGUAUUCUGAAUGUGUCUGUCACCUUCAUUCUGUUUCAACACUGUAAAGGGAACUGUGCCAUAAAACAAAGCCCAGUACCUUCGCAUGGAUUAAUGCUUUGAAUCAUAUCAAAUAAGCACUCAGAUAAACUGAUGUGGAUAUUUAACAUGCAUGACUGCAUGCCAUCGUUUUCUUUUCAGCUAACAAUUUUCCUCAACACACAGAGUUAACCUUUUAUCCUCUACAGCAUGUAUAAUAUCAGCUCAAGAUCACUUGAAGCGUUUUAGCUCAUAACGUUACCCUUAUCAGGGAUAGGGAACUUUCAGAUAGACAUGUCUUAUUAAAGUGAGGUAUAGGUAGAAAUUGGUGGGCAAUAACACAGUUAUAUUGGGAACAUGUACAACAAACUAAAGUAUAAAAGGUCUUAAUCCAAAAUCCCAACUCAAUUCUGCUUGAGUUCAACUAGUCUGCAUUACUUUACGUUACAUUCUGUUCAGUUAAGUUUAUGUUGCACAACGUCAGCCUAUGACACUGUACAAGAUAAACGGGUUCGAUUCAUAUCCAUAAAUAUAUAAUUAAACGAAUCCAACCAUGUAGAUACAUUUGAAUUUGUACCUACAAAUUCAAAUUUUGUAAGGGGAGGGGGGGGUGUCUCGGGCACAACCUGGAAGUGUGAAUCCAGGGCUGUGAUUCAUACGACCUGAGAGCAGCAAAAACACAAGCGUGGUUAAUUCAAUGUUUGCACAGAAUUUACAAAGUUUCAACCAUGAACUAGGGAGCUUGGUAUCUCGGAGGCUUGAGUUACCACUCAACGUGGAGCAUCAGGCGAAGAAUGCUUGUCCUGCAGCUCCUUAAAAAUGCUCCAGCCCAAGAUUGGAUACAGGCGUGCAGAAGCAGUCUGCAAACCACGCCCACCAGAAGAACCUCUGCGGGAAGACAGGAAGAUUAUACAGAGUAGCAAAAACAGAUUAUGACAACAUUCCUGUAGGGUCAGACAGAAUUAUACUGUUUACACAUGUAUGUGAUCAGUUCCACGUUUUGAGCAUAAAAAUGUUGCUAAUUUAUGUUUACUAAAACCCCUUGUAACCUUAAAGUUCUAUUAUAUUCUAUAAGCAUAUGUGUGUUCAUCUCCGCAGGUGAACACACAGUUCAAUGUCAGUGUUUGUGCUUGUAGAAAAAGGUUCAGUUUGAAAACUUCAAUUAUGUUUAAAUGACUGACACUAAUAACUGCUAAAAUUGUUAUUUAAUAUAGUAUGAAAACGUUUUUUUUUUAAUUGAAGCAUUUUAUUUUGAUGGCCUGAUGAUGACCUGUAAGUUAUUCAACGUUGUGUAAAUUGCAUGGAUAAUUGACCUGUGACAUCUGCAAGAUGCUCUUUGUUUUGUUCAUUCUAGCUUGCUGUAUAGAAUUAUCAGAAGAUCUUCAAUUCAAUUAAGUCAUCUCAGGACACAUUACAAGACAAGCCAGUCCAGUUAUGUACAGUUAUAUAAGUAAAUCCAAUAUGCUCAGAUUCAAGUCCAACCGGCUUUUUUAAAAAGAUUUUUCUUGGUACUAGUGAUCUUUAUUGAGCGGUAACUUAACAGGAAAGAGGGUAAGGAGAGAGAAGGAGAAGAUAUGCAGAAAAUGGCCCGAGAUGGAGAAUCAAACCCAGGACAAGCGCAUCUUGGACUAUAGCCAGGCACGCCUGCUCUACCAACUGAGUCAUCCAGAACCCCAAUAACGCACUUCUUUACAAUAAAAAUGUUAUAGCAGUUUCAUCCAACUACAGAACAUUUACAGCAUUUCAGGCUGUAACUAUUGCCAAACAUUUUUCCAUCUUAAGAAAUACAGUUGACCAAAUGUAGAUAUUCCUCUUGAAGUGAGCAAAUGUUUCAAAUUUCUCUUGUAAAGAAUCUGUACAACUGUAUAAAGAGGUUUAAAACCUCAUGUCCAAUUUGGACUGAUGGAACAAAAGAUCAAGAGAGUCUUGAAAGCCAAACUAUCAAGAAUGUAGAAAGAUUGUUUUAAAUACAGAUGUUGAGCUUAGGCUGCUUUCUGGCUUUCCAGAAGAAUCGUAUAAUUAAAAAUAAAUCCUAAAUACCAAACUGAGGAAGUUUCCUGAAAGACAUUAUAGAUAUUUUAGCAUACACUGUACCACCUACAGCAAAUAAUGAUUGUAGUAAGAAAAGAUCAAAUCUGUUGUACAUUUUUUAUUUUGUUGCCUUGCAGCAAGAAGGUCCUGGGUUGGAGUUUGGAUGUUCUUUCUCUCCUUUCAUCAUUCCAAAAAUGCAUGUUAGGCUAACUGGCCACCAUAAAUUCACCCUAGGUGUAAAUGUGCACUUGCAUAGUUUCUUAUGUGGUAAUGUGUUGCCAACUGACAGAUUGGUGACUUGCAAGGAAUGAGCAAGUAUGUAAAAUAGAUACUUGCAUUAAAAUUUGUAGGGUUUACUGAAUGCAAAUUAAACCAAACUAUCAAUUCAGUUUUAUUUAUAUAGAGCCAAUUCACAACACAUGUCUCAAGGCACUUCACAACAGUCAGGUAGAUACACUCCAAUUAAUCCUAAUCAUUGAACAG